AUGAUCCAACCCUUAUCAGAACCCUACACACCUCGUAAACCCUAUAACUCUAAAUUCCUAUACCUUACGCCAACGAACACCCCCACAAAACCAGGGCCAGUGGAGAAAUCUCGCGCAACACCACACCCACACCCAUCAGCCGCCAUUCGUGUGCACAUCACACGCCACAGCGACGACAUGGGACAGUCCUCUCCUCCCUUCACGCAUGAAGACCACUUCAGCGACAACACACCCACACCCACACCCACACCCACACCCACACACACACACACACCAGCACACACACACACACCAGCACACAUGCACACAUACACCCAUGUAUAUGCCGAUGCGAAGGGAAAGGGGUAUGCGCUGCAAGUCAACGACAGUGGACAGGGCAUGGACAAAGACGACGACGACGACGACAACGAGCCGCUGAAAGACACGCACACGUACAUUGUACGCAACGACGCGCACAGGGCCUUUGCACCUGUGCACGCGUACCCGGACACCCACGACAGUCAGGGCCGUCCCUUGGGCGAGGGGUUAGGGCCGGUGGGUGGGGAUGCGAAUGGAAGGGAUGGUGGUUGGAGGGCAGGCGGUCCUGGGGCUUCUGGGGAGGACAGGGCCGAGAUGGGUGGGGGUGGGGUGGACGGGUAUGCGUACAUUGACGAAGUGAUGGACACGCACGGGCGAGGGCUGACACUCACACAGACCACUGCGCUGGGUGUGGUGAUGGCUAAGCACACACACACCUCAGAGGAGCAAAGGGCAUGGGAGAAGCAACACAUACUCAACACAGACACUCAUUAUGUGCGCACACAGUCACUGACUAAAACACCCACACGCACACGACAGUCGAGACCAUUGCCACCCACGCCACAGACAAACAAGCGAAGACUCUACACUGCCCCGUACAGCACCAGGGCAGCAGAAACACUUGCACCCGCCACACACUCGAAUGAGGGCCACUACACCAGAUUACAGGUGCAGGUGUAUAACGAGGUGGAUUCACAGACACAAAUACAACCACAACGACAGACACAGUCACAAGAACCAAUGCACACAUACACACAGGCACACGCGCUAAUACACACACCGAUGUACGCACAAACAAAGUCUCACACACUGGCACCGCAUCGCACGGGCGUGCCACAUAGUGUCAUCAACAACAAACAUCCACGUGUCAGAUCAUCACCACAACUGCACAUUGACACGGACUAUGUGACCAACACACCCUCAGACACACCCUCACACACACCCGCACACUCACAACCACCCUCACACAUACACACACACACUCCCACGCAGCACAGUCCCCCCACUCCAACGCGGGAGGGGUCUGAGUCGUUGACCAGGCCACGAUCUCUGCCACCCACCCCCACAGGCGGUGACCGCAAAAUAAAGGCCAUGACUGGUCUCCGUUCACCUUCCGAGGGCUCGCGAGGACCCAAAAAACAGGACAAGGACAAGGAUAAGGACAGGGCCGGGCGUAAGAUGUCACACACGCACGCACGCUCUAGUGGAGCGGGUGGUGCCUUGGGUGUGGAUGGCAGGGAUGGAUCACAGACGACAGCACACACAACCACAAACACAAACACCAACACCAACAGAGCCACUGAUCUGGAGACGGAGAGGCUACGCAGCCAGGUGUAUCUAACACGCGACCAGAUACGCGCACGCACUCUUUCUAACAAGGGCAGUGGAUCAAUGCACCCCACAGCCACUACAGCCACUACAACCAGUGGCAGUGGCAGGCUCAGCACACCCUACAGCCAUGCAACCACCACGACGCCCAUAAGCUCAAAGAUUACCACAGACACCAACCCCAACACCAACACCAGCAGUAGUAGUAUCAGCAACAGCAACAGCAACAGCAACAGCAACAGCAACAGCAACAAUAACAGCAACAACACCGCACGCACCGCGGGAUGGGCUGGUAGCCAGGCCACACGGCGCAACAGUCGCCUGUACAGUGCAGACACACUUUCUGAACGCAGCGGCGAAGACGAGAACACCGAUGAAGACAACAGCAACAACAGCAGCGGCAACAGCAACAGCAACAGCAACAGCAACAGCAACAGCAACAACAACAACAACAACAAAGCAACGGGGGCAGCCAAAGGGGGGGCGGAGCAGAGCACCCGGAGCAAGGUCACACAGCCCUACAUACGCACCUGCUCCUCGCCUAUGACCGCCCGCCAGCGCACUCUGUCCAGCUAUGGGAGGUACGGGCUGGGCAGUGCGGAGUCCUCUAAAAAUAACAGCCAAUUGAAUGCAAGCACGUCGGGGGGCACUGCGGAGGACGGUGCCUCCCAAGCGACUGGCGAGGCUCAGCCAGACGACCCGGGCGAACCACAUGCGCACACUAUAGGCGACAACCCUAGCAACCCUGGUAACCAUGGCAACCCUAGGCGCAGUGUGGGUGGGACCAGACCCAACAUAAACUGGCACAACACCAGAGACAGGAAACGGCAGAGGAGCAGUAGCCCCGGACGACCAGUCCCACAACACACCACCCGCAGGAGCCACCUCACACCCGACCAACUGGCCCUGCAGUCCUCAUUCAAUCUGAGCGAAAGCCGGGACUCUAGUGGGACCAAGGCUAGAGCCAGCAAGCAACGCAGCUCCUCUCUCACGGCACAUCACUCGGCGGCUCUCAUGUUGGCUCGGCACAACAGCCGUGGCAGCGUCAACAGCAACUUCAGCCUGGGCAACCACAGUGUGGGGAGUGUGGGGGAACUGAGCAUAACAUCAGAUGUCAGUCGAGGCAGAGAGAACUACGCGUACAUGCGCCAUCUCAAGGGCACCACGGAUCGUGACCCAGACGAGACAAACUAUCAUCUUAACGACAUCCAGUUGUUGCUUUUUGAGAAAGGGCUGCGUGAUUCAAAUAAGAGGAUGUCAGAGUCCGGGUCUAGGAGGGGUAUGACGAUCACCACUGAGCCACGACGCAAAUCCAGUGGAGCGCAGUCCUUUAAGUGGACCCCACAGGAAAUCCUCGACACGACCAUGAGCGCACGUGUACGGUCAUGCUCUCCUAGCGGUGCACCUGCACCCGCCACAACCAGGACCGAUGAGGACCAGGGCACAGGGGGUGUGGUCUAG
Sphaeroforma arctica JP610 is the source of this 3087-nucleotide messenger RNA. RefSeq lists its product as hypothetical. NCBI's taxonomy places the organism in Eukaryota, Ichthyosporea, Ichthyophonida. The record is from RefSeq and is a predicted model, not a curated record. The transcript is spliced from 5 exons. The coding region runs from base 1 to 3087 and encodes 1028 amino acids.